AUGGCGACAGAAACCACGACCCUAAAUCCAAGCACUAGCUCCUCACCUACUGCACCGCGCACCAAGUUGUUCCUCCGUGGCAAGACUGGCAUUGAGUGCAUCUUGGGUCCACCCUCUUGUAGCAAGGGCAAGACGCUGAAGAUCGAGCGCGAUGACCAGAUGGAAGCUCUGGGCUGUGCUGAUCUCUUGGAGUUCACUAACGACGGCAAGUUCCUCGCACUCGUGCGAACUGCAUCAGGGUUCACUGUACGAAACGCAGACAGCGGCGCUGUCGUCGUGGACGUGGCCAAUCCGGGUAUCCAUGCAGUGGCGUGGUCGCCCCUUGGCUCGCACUUGUUGACGUGGCAGCGGCCUCAGAAAGACUCGGAUCUUGGCAAUCUCAUUGUGUGGGAUGCUGUGACGGGCACAGAAGUGGCUCGGUUCAAGCAAAAGUCCUACACCCGUGAUAAAUGGCCGCCGCUUCAGUGGUCGUCUGACGAAACGAUCUGUGCACGUCAGAGUGCAAACGGUGUGGUGCUUUACAGCGGUCGUGACGUCGCAGCGGGACAGAUUGGUCAAAUCAACCUCCCCAACGUGGCGAACUUUAGUGUAGCUCCCGGCAGUGCUCCAUAUAAGGUGGCUUUGUUCGUUCCAGAAAAGAAGGGCAAGCCUGCCAGUGUCAAGAUCUUCCAGGUCACCAGCCCUGAUGUGCCAACAGCAACGAAAAGCUUUUACAAGGCACAGGACGUGGCACUAAAGUGGUCUCCUACUGGCAGUGCGCUGAUAAUUGAAACUCGCACUGACAUUGACACGUCAGGCAAGUCGUACUACGGCGAAACUGGUCUAUUCUUUCUACAGAGCGAUGGCGAGUAUGACUGCAUUGUCCCGUUGACGAAAGAAGGUACGGUGCAUGAUGUGGCGUGGGACCCAACUGGCCGCGGUUUUGUGGUUAUCGCCGGUGCGAUGCCUGCGCAUGCCACGCUUUACGACAACAAGGCGAUACCAAUCUUUGAAUUCGGUGCAGCGCCCCGAAAUCACGUUAGCUGGAGCCCGCAUGGUCGCUUCUUGUGUCUAGCUGGCUUUGGAAAUCUUCGUGGUGACAUGGACUUUUGGGAGCGCAACAAGCUCAAAAAGAUGGGCUCCGCAACGUCCAACUCCGCCACGAUAUUUGCUUGGUCACCUGACAGUCGCUACUUUGCAACAGCUACUACGUUCCCGCGUCUGCGUGUGGACAACGGCUUCAAGAUCUUUCGUUAUGAUGGCGCAGGUCCCAUUCACCAGGAGGAACGUGGUGAACUAUAUGACCUCAAAUUUUGCCCGGCCGCGCUGGAUACGUACCCAAAUCGACCUCAGUCUCCACGCCGGAAGGAUAUUGACGCGGGUUUCGGCUCGUCAUCGGCGACCCCCAAUGCUGCGCCGAAGCCGCAAGCAUACCGCCCGCCCAACUCAACAGGAGCGCUUGCUGCAAUGAUGCGCAAAGAAGAGGGUGGACCAAAGAAGCUAGACCGCAACAAGUAUGCAGCUCCUCGCGGUGGUGCACCCACGACUCCUGGUGCUGCGCCUCGUGUUAUUCCUGGCAUGACAGCGUCUGCAGCACCCAAGAAACUGAGCAAAACCGCUCGUAAGAAGAAGGCACAAGAGGCUGCUGAAGCCAGGGCUGCCGUAGACGAUGCCAUUGCUAAAGUUGCUGGCAUCACUCCGACGGCUCCAACAGAACCGAGCCCGGUCGAGCUGACGCCUGAUGAGAAGGCUAAGAAAGUAAAGGGCUUGCUGAAAAAGCUGAAGCAGAUUGACGCGAUCAAAGCGAAGAAGGAAGAUGGCGACGUGCUCAACGACGAUCAGCUGCACAAGCUCGAGACUGAACAGGCUCUACGAGACGAAGUGGCUGAACUCUCUGCUUAA
Molecule: messenger RNA, 1881 nt
Organism: Peronospora matthiolae
Lineage: Eukaryota; Oomycota; Peronosporomycetes; Peronosporales; Peronosporaceae
Source: the annotation of a GenBank genome assembly